Molecule: messenger RNA, 1428 nt
Organism: Enterobius vermicularis (human pinworm)
Lineage: Eukaryota; Metazoa; Nematoda; Chromadorea; Rhabditida; Oxyuridae
Source: the annotation of a GenBank genome assembly
AUGGAAACGACAACAUUUCAUGGAGUACGAGAUUUUUUUGUUGCCCAAACACUUAGUUUAAAAAUGUUAUGGUUAACAUUGGUAAUUGUAGCAGUAAUCUUUGCUGCACAUGGUUCUUACAUGAUUUAUAGUGAAUAUUCAGCUAGACCAGUGGUUGUUUCAUAUUUUGUUCAAGAUGCAGGUUCAUUGCCGUUACCCGAUAUUUUAAUAUGUCCAUUUAACCGAUAUAAUCGAACAUUUUUGGAGCAGCAUAAUGUUAGCGAAAGUUUAGCACAGUAUUUGGAAAUGUCAUAUCCAGGAACUACAAUACAUCAGUUUCAAAAAGAACGAUAUAACUAUAUCAAAAAACAGACUGAAAAAUUGGAUAUGGAUUUGCAGUUGUUAUUAAAACGUUUGGGAAAUAUCACCUUCAAAGAGUUCGUCGAAAUGUCUACUUUGGAUUGCACUGCAUUUUUCGAAGAUAGGUCAGUUUGCAAAAAAGUAACUGCUGCGAUGUCAUCAGUGGGCAAAUGCUUCAGAGUCUAUGGUGGUGAUCAGCAAGGCAAUGGGUACGGAAACGGAAAGCGUUUAAUACUAAAUGUACCCAGUCAUUUGUAUCACGCCGGUGUCAAUAAUAUGAUUAAUGAUGGAUUAGCAGUUAAAUUAGCUGAGAGAAACAGAGGAGCUGAUCGUGAUUUAACGUUUAUACCGACAGGUGUACAUGCUUUAAUGCCACUAUCAGCCACUCGCUAUGAAUUCAUGAGCGAUCCACCAAGAUAUAUGUGCAUUGAAAAUGCUAACGAUAACUACAGUAAUCUUUGGUGUUACGAGGUAUGUUUAACACAGAUCCCAGAAGAUGUCUGUAAUUGUUCUCUAGCGGCGUCAACUAUUAUGCGAAAAGAUGCACUGUGUACAUAUAAACAAUUCAUUGAGUGCUUUGUUCCGACUAUUCGAGCAAAUGGUCCAGCAAAAAUCAUGAAAAGGUGUAAGGAGAAGUGCAAAGCACCGUGUUCUUAUUGGUCAUAUCAGAAAACCAUAAGUUACGCUCGAUUUCCAGCUGAUCAUCAUCGUUACAUGUUAAAAAAUGACACCGAAUGGGAAAAUUUACAUAACAAAAUUAUUCUUGAGGUUUUUUAUACGAGUUUGGAUCAUACAGUAAUCAAACAUUUAAUUGCAAUGACACCGAGUUCUUUCAUCUCCCAAAUUGGUGGUCAACUAUCGUUGUGGAUUGGUGGAUCUAUCAUAUCCAUACUUCAACUGCUAAUAUACUUUUUUCGAGGUUCAUUGCAUUAUACGGCAAGAAAACUGUAUAAGCAAAAAAAUACAAACUGUGAAAAGGGUAUAACACUGGCAAAUCAUAACAAUUCUGUAACACCAAACGAUACGCCUAGACCAAGCUCACAGAACUCUCAAGAUUAUGUUCUGGAAGGUGAAAGCGUUAUUUUAUAG